Messenger RNA from Jaminaea rosea, 1323 nucleotides. RefSeq lists its product as hypothetical. The record is from RefSeq and is a predicted model, not a curated record. The coding region runs from base 79 to 1194 and encodes 371 amino acids. The transcript has a single exon. NCBI's taxonomy places the organism in Eukaryota, Fungi, Basidiomycota, Exobasidiomycetes, Microstromatales.
CUUCUUUCCUCUCCAUCAGAUCCAGCUCUCUCCUCACCUCGCCGCGGCCAUCCGGGCCAGGCUCACUCUUCCUUCAUCAUGGCAGCAAUGCCAUCCCCACUGUAUCGCAUACCAGCACUCGAGUCGACUCACUUGGUCCUCUCGCACCUUUCUGGCUCGAAGCUGCACCGUUCCCUGCUUCCCAUCUCGGCCAUCACCUUAAUCCAUGCAUUGCGAGUCAGCUAUGCUACCUGCCAAGUGCAAGGUGGACCACGAAAGAUUGGGCUCCUACAGAGCGUUGUUUUGGUAUGGAUCCUCCUCUUCGGCGGGUGGACGAUCAUCAACCUGGGUCUGGGCAAGCAGACCCCACUCUUCGAUCCGGGCGUACAACUCACAGCGGCCAUCUAUGGGGCGGUUCACUCGGUAGCUGUCCUGAGUGGCUUGCAGAAGAGGGUCCUCAAGGCGGCUUCAGGGGCGCCUGCCACUUUUGGACUGGGCCUGGAUAUCUUCUUUCAUCUGGUGGAUGCUGUUUGUCGCACAGAGGGGAUCAUCGCCCUCGGCCUCAACCCAGUGAGGGAUCACCCUUCACCGCUCACUCCGAUCAUCACAUCGGCGCUCAUUGGAGGUGGAGGGCCGCUACUGAUCGGUUUGCUAGACCUAGAGAGUGCGAAUUGGAAGUUGCAGACUCCUACCUGGCUCAAGAACCCUACCGGGUUGCUCGCCGUGGACAUAUGGAGCGCUGGUAUUGUAGCGCUGGUCUAUGAUAGCCUGACUUCUUCCUCGACUUCGCCAAUCGCGAUGCGCCUCUUUCCUGGCGCUGCUCCUACGCUGGCAGCUGCGGGGAGUCGACCAUUGCUCGACAUCAACGAAGCGCGCCUGGUCGGCUCGCUCCUUCUAUUUGCCCUCCUCUCCCUCAACAGGCUGCGCGUCUUCAUCACCGCGUCCAAGCCGUUGGCGGCGAUGACAGCGAACGGGACACCCAAAAAGGGCAGCAGCAGUGCUUCGAAUGGAGCAAAGGGGAGCAAAAAUUCAGGGUCGCGCAACUCACCAGGUACGGCAGCCACUGCAGGGAGUGGUUUGUCGACCAAGGUUCUACUCGCAGCAGCCGUCGCCCUGCCUGUGUCAUUGCUCUUGGCACAAUGGCUUCUGGCAGGUAACGAUCUCAAGGAUGGAGUGCUGCAAGGGUGGGUAGACGAGGUUGCGGAAGCAAUGUAAAGGCGGCAGUGACGGCAACGGCGACGAGAAGCAGAUGUAAUCAGGAGCAGGCAGGACCGCCUCUCGCCGUGUCGAUAUCAUCAAGUCAAAAGAACGAAGACAGAAGCCAGUGAACAACACUCUGCUACU